Fusarium proliferatum ET1 is the source of this 2325-nucleotide messenger RNA. RefSeq lists its product as uncharacterized. The transcript has 2 exons. Lineage: Eukaryota; Fungi; Ascomycota; Sordariomycetes; Hypocreales; Nectriaceae. Bases 1 to 2325 code for a protein of 774 amino acids. The record is from RefSeq and is a predicted model, not a curated record.
AUGAGCCAGGGUGAUGGAAUUGCAGCGUUGGAUUCGACCCUGGGAUGGAACGAGGAUCAAUGGCCAAAUCGAGCUGAAGCAGUGGUGGCUAUCGACAGCAAUAGCAUGAAUGCAAGAGAUAGCGGCAGCGUUAAUAGCCAGGGCCCAGGCCGUCCUGAUGAUAUUAUGAGCUUCUUCGACAACGAGACUCUCUCCUCGGGUUCUGCAAGUUUAUCUCAACCUCUUUAUCCUAGGCCUCUGCACCACUACCCGCAUCAAACGAGUCACAUCAACAAGAGCCGCAUACAUGCACAACCCUCGCAUGUGUACACACCCAUUUUCGAAACCAUGCAUUCUCUACAGCGCCCAAAGACACCACUGCAGCCGCAACGCCAACGCCGUGUUCCCACAAGGCUCGACACUAACGGUUCUACGGAUACCAGCGCCAUCGAUCAAAGCCAAGGCCUUGGUGAUCACAGCUUUUUGCUGCCAUCUCGACCCAUGAGCAUUGCAACUACAGACGUGACGCCCACAGAGGAUGAACCAACGUGCAGUAACAGUUUGUAUCGCGCCUGGGCGGAAGAGGAGCAGAUCGAGCUGCGAAUACAUUCAGAGACAAAUCAUGAUACCGAUAAUCUGCGACACAACUCGCAAUACCAUGACUUGCUUAGCGAAAUCGAUACAGAGUGCCUCUUCCCCGACGAUAGUCUCGCAGCAGAUCACCGUCCAUCAUCUUCCCGCAGUCACCUACUUCAGUGGCGACGUAGUCCAAGCGCUGCUGCGUCCACUGCUUCAAAACACCAGAGGGUAUCUUCUGAUGUCCAGCCUCCUACCACAGAAAAUCGACCAUCAGCAACCAUUACAAGACAAGAAUUCGAGGCUCUUCCACCAACAAUUCAACGAAAAUACUUCUCAACUAUCGAGCGAUCGCAACUAGCUCAAUCACCCGACCUGGGAAACUGUCAACGGCCCGGUAGUGUCGGACAAGAUCAACUUCUUUCUCCUUGGUCAUCGCUCCCCAAACCUAGAGGGAGCUACGAGCACCAAGAAAGGCCCAUUACUUCGGAUGAUUCUAUCUUGCGCACAGAUCGUCCACGAAUUACUGAAACGGACCAGAAAUUCUACGCCAACCUUCCUGAGAAGAUAAAACGCCGCCAUCUUACUGAGGAAGAGCUCCAGUUGGCGUAUAAGUCACAAAACACUUUCACCUACGCGCCAGAAGCAGUAUCGAAUACUGUCGAUAUUCCACCUCAAGAGGUCAAAAUGCCGUCGCCACUCCCAAGUCCUGGACUGUCUGAAGGAACGUCCCCGUUCUCGGGUAUGCUGUCCAGGCAAAAUGACAGAGCCAUGACGAGCUCAGAUAUCAAGCGUUCAGAUUCCUUCUAUGACAGUUUCCGAUGGCUUGACGAUGAAGAGGGGUUGGAUCUACGUCUAUAUCUUGAUGACUAUCACAUCAACCUGCGAGAAGAAAUACCGGUUCCAAACAAGAGCCGAAGACCAUCGUUUCGCCGUCACUUAUCAAUUAAUAAGCUGCCCUUUGGAAAACCCUCUGUCAAUGGACUUGAAGAAGGCCCUGCUUCCCCCACCACUCUACCGCCGUCUGCCUCGCACAGCUCCAGUGUUGGCUCAUCUGGCCAUGUGCGGAAGAAAUCUCGUGCUCGCGCGCUGUCAUUGAUAUCUGCCAACAGACAAACACCCUUGGCUUCUCCCUCUCCUUUGACCCCACCCCUCGACCCUUCUGCCGCUCAUUAUCGAGACCCUGAGGCUCGAAAGAAGCUUCGAGCUUAUCUCGCUUCGCCCCAGAAAUUUGAUGAGGCCAUUGAGUUUGGAUUCUCCUCCAAAGAUGGACCCCGGCCACAUACGGGAUUUAACAAGGCCUCCGCAUACGACCCGGACAGAUUGCGAAGCUUCCUAGAAGAUGAUCGAUCAUCAAGAUACAGCGACGACGCUUCUGCAGCUGAGCCUGAUUCUCCAAAAACUCCUCAAUUGUUCGACAAGACACCGCAUAUUCGAUCUCUACGAAGUAGCAACGAGCACUCGUCAUACUCAAGAGGAGAGAAAUCUAUAUAUGACCCAGCAGCGAGCCGAGAAAUGACACUUCGUAUGACCUUGACACGACCAGAUCUUCGCCAAAGCGAGGAUCAGAUCUAUGGCUGGAAACAGGCUGGUAGCCGAGUGAGCUCAAGCCGUGGAGAUCACACACCUAGCCCAGCAUUGUACGCUCGGGAAGGCAAUCCCAAACAGAGCAUUGAAAGACAGCUCGCUGCUCUUGACCAGUGGGAAGAUCCUGUCGGUCAUGAUAACCGCACCGUGAAAAGAUUCUGGAAUCGGGUCAAGCGGUCAUAG